UUCUUUGUUUUAAUCGAUUGUGGAACAAACAACUGGUAGAGAAUUCUUCGAAAGUGUGAAUUAAUAAAUGCCACUUUCGAUCUGUGGACGAGGAAAACACAAGACUAGGACCCCACUGAACUGAUUGAUAUUCAAGUUGGUGAGUAGAAGAAGGUACACGUGGUUGGAUCCAACACAGAGCUGCGGAUUGAGCUUAAGCUCUCAUUGGUCUGAAAUCUAUCCAUGGUGCUUGGGAAGAUUUCGUCUCCAGAUUUACAAACCCACCCACCUUUAGAUCCUUAUUUGGCACUCGACAACAACUGACGCAAAUUUGAGAGGAAAAAUGGCUGCAGCUACAUCCGGUGCAGUGCUAAAUGGGUUGGGAUCUUCCUUCUUGCGCGGAGCGAGGAGAAGCCAGGCCUUCUUGGCUGGUGCUGCGAGAGUGGAUGGAGGUGGUGCCAUUGCUGGUACCAGGAAGUUGGUGGUUGCAGCCGCUGUUCAGCCUAAGAAGUCUUGGAUUCCUGGUGUCAGAGGCGGUGGCAACUUGAUUGACCCGGACUGGUUAGAUGGCACGCUUCCAGGUGACUAUGGUUUCGACCCACUCGGCCUAGGCAAGGACCCAGCAUUCCUGAAGUGGUACCGAGAAGCAGAGCUAAUCCAUGGCAGGUGGGCUAUGGCGGCGGUGGUCGGAAUCUUCGUGGGGCAAGCAUGGAGCGGCAUCCCGUGGUUUGAGGCCGGAGCAGCUCCCGGUGCCGUUGCACCAUUUUCAUUCGGGUCCCUCUUGGGCACUCAGCUUCUCCUCAUGGGUUGGGUGGAAAGCAAGCGGUGGGUGGACUUCUUCAACCCAGAGUCACAGUCCGUGGAAUGGGCGACGCCAUGGUCAAGAACCGCAGAGAACUUUUCGAACUCCACCGGCGAACAGGGGUACCCAGGAGGCAAGUUCUUUGAUCCACUGGGGUUUGCAGGGACGCUGAAUAAUGGUGAGUAUAUUCCUGAUACUGAGAAGCUUGAGAGACUCAAAUUGGCUGAGAUUAAGCAUGCUAGGCUUGCUAUGGUGGCUAUGUUGAUCUUCUAUUUUGAAGCUGGACAAGGCAAGACGCCACUUGGUGCUCUUGGAUUGUAGAAAGCUAGAAAAUUGAAAUCGUGUAUUGUAGAUACAAUUCCAGAGACCAGAAAUUCAAAAUCCCCAACUUUCCUUGCA
Messenger RNA from Tripterygium wilfordii, 1180 nucleotides. RefSeq names its product chlorophyll a-b binding protein CP24 10A, chloroplastic-like. The record is from RefSeq and is a predicted model, not a curated record. Lineage: Eukaryota; Viridiplantae; Streptophyta; Magnoliopsida; Celastrales; Celastraceae. The coding region runs from base 323 to 1102 and encodes 259 amino acids. Gene Ontology annotation, biological process: response to light stimulus; photosynthesis, light harvesting in photosystem I. Gene Ontology annotation, cellular component: membrane. The transcript has 2 exons.